Molecule: messenger RNA, 8392 nt
Organism: Alexandromys fortis (reed vole)
Lineage: Eukaryota; Metazoa; Chordata; Mammalia; Rodentia; Cricetidae
Product: zinc finger protein 250
Exons: 4
Coding region: 4253-5860 (535 amino acids)
Biological process (GO): regulation of transcription by RNA polymerase II
Molecular function (GO): RNA polymerase II cis-regulatory region sequence-specific DNA binding; DNA-binding transcription factor activity
Source: RefSeq, a predicted model, not a curated record
UCGGGACCCCAGAUUGACUGACAUUUAUCUAGGGGUGUCCUGGUGAAAAGCCAAUGUGUGUGUGCUGACAGGUGAUCCUGUCUACAAUUUUUUGGAAUGUUAAGAAUUUCCUUUGGAUGGUCUAUUCCUGGGUGGUUCCUGGGUGGUCUCAGUUUGUGGUCUUUCUUGGAACCUGGCAUUGCCUUAGGGAAAACUACUGAGACUCAGGCCUCUACUGAGCUUGUCAUGGCUGAGGUUGUCCUCUGGUCUCCACAUGAUUGCUGAGUUGUGGGUACAAUAAUUGCCUUGUAUGAGGGAGGUGUAGUAUUCCCUAAGGUCAGAGGACGUUAGACAGAAUGACCACUGAGCCAUCUCCCCAGCCCACAAGGGUUCUUUUAAAUACCUGCCCAGUGUCCUGUCAGUGAGAACACAGUGACACUGGGAGGGAUUUCUGGUGUAUCUUUCUAGAAAAAUUGGAAGCAAGUACUACUGCCGGUGCAUGUGCACACUCCUGUUAUUAAUAUAGCAAGAAACCUCCUGUGGGCUCUACCACCUACUAGAUAGAUGCUUCUCUUUAAAGCUGUGUGAGCGUCAGUUCUGCCGCGUUGCACACUGGGAAUUUCCAUGUGGGGGGACAGAGAAUUGGCACGAGGUUAAUAGGCUAGGGCUAGUAAGCCACCUAUGCCAUCCUAUGCAGAGCCAGUUCCUGGGGCGUUCUUGCCAUCAAGAUGUUUCCAUUCUCGAUUGUUAUUGGUGAACGUGAAAACUCUGCAUUUGUCUUUUAGCUGUUUGUACUCCCAUUCAAAUUAACCAGCGUGUGUUCUUCUUGUGUAUAUUAAAAUAUACACUUGCCUAUAUGUCUUUUUACUCCAUUGAAAAUGUCUCCUUUGGGCCGUGGUGGUGCAUGCCUUUAGUCCUAGCCCUCAGGAGGCAGAGGCAGGGGAAUCUUUUCUUUGUGAGUUUAAGGCCAGCCUGAUCUACAAAAGCUAGUGCCAGGACAGGCUCCAAAGCUACAGAGAAACCCUGUCUCAGAGAUAGAUAGAUAGAUAGAUAGAUAGAUAGAUAGAUAGAUAGAUAGAUAGAUAGAUAGAAAAUGUCUUCUCUGGUUUUAUUUGUUUGUUUUAUAUAAUUUUUGUUUUCCAAGGGAAGGUUUGUAAUGAUCUGUUCUGUUUCUUUAAGAGGCAAGCCACGCCCACUCCCUUCCCUGUCUGCUGAGGCAGGCAGAUCUUCCUUCCUGGUUGCAGCUGAGUCUCUUCCUUUUCCGGCUCUCUCCCAAAGAAGCAGCCUCUGCCUCACCCCACUUCUUCCCUUUCCCCCACUUCUCUCUCUCUCUGCCUCUCUGCUCUUCUCCCCUUCUCCCUUACCCCUCCAUAACCCACUAAAUAAAUAUCCAACCUCACUCUGCAUGGCAUGCCUAUCCAUGUCUUUCACCCACCGCCUUCGGAGACCUGCGGCGUGGUUUCGUGGCAUGCUCAUCUGUGUGUCUCUCCUCGUGGCCUGCUGCACCCACUUGGGGAACUGCUCCAUCCCUGCCUGGGACUGGCUGUCUUGGGACCCACUGCCCACUGCAGCUACUUAAGGAUCCACAGCAUUUUUAUUUAAUCCAUUUCAAGUGUAAUAAUUUCAAGUGUGUAAUAACCCUAGCUAUCCUGGAACUCACUUUGUAGACCAGGCUGGCCUUGAACUCACAGUGAUCCACCUGACUCUGCCUCCCCAGUGCUGGGUUUAAAGGUGGUGCCACCACUGCCCAGAUGGGCGUUUGUUUGUUUGUUUUAUGGGCAAAUCAUUUCUAUUAAAGUAUUUUGGCUUUUUGCUAUGCUUUAAAGGGCUUUCUUCUUGGGGCUGGAGAGAUGGCUCAGUGGUUAAGAGCAUUGCCUGCUCUUCCAAAGGUCCUGAGUUCAAUUCCUGGCAACCACAUGGUGGCUCACAACCAUCUGUAAUGAGGUCUGGUGCCCUCUUCUGGCCUGCAGACAUACACACAGACAGAAUAUUGUAUACAUAACAAAUAAAUAAAUGUUUAAAAAAAUAAAGGGCUUUCUUAUUUCAAGAUUAUUUUCUAAAUAGUCUGGUUUUGUCGGGUACUUUUUAAAGUAAUCUAUUUAUUUUUACAUGCAUUGAUGUUUUGCCUGCAUGUACGUGCAUGUGAGGGUGUAGGAUUCCCUGAAUUUGGAGAUACAGACAGUUGUGAGCUACCAUGUGGCUGCUAGGAAUUGAACCCAGAUCCUUCUACAAGGUGGGUAGUAGGAUUGAACUCGGGUUGUCGGGCUUUGUGGAAAGCCAACCAUGCAGGUCAUGAUGCUCACUAUUUUUUUUUUUUUUGACAAGAUCUCACUAUGUAACUCAACCUGGUCUUUUCUGAGGAUCCUCUGCCUCCACCUUUCUGAAUAGCUGGACCUACAGGGGAAAGGAGCCAUGAUCAGCUUCCAUUUCACUAUCAGAGAACCAGAGGCCUGAAAGGACAGAUUCUAACCCGAAAGGACAGAUUCUAACCCGAAAGGACAGAUUCUAACCCGAAAGGACAGAUUCUAACCCGAAAGGAAAGAUUAUAACCCGAUAGGACAGAUUAUAACCCGAAAGGAUAGAUUAUAAUCUAAAAGGAUAGAUUAUAUAAUCUUGCUCCCCAUUUUUUCCAGUACCAUCUGCCAUUGGCUGCAGCCUUGGCUCUGUCUAACUGUUGUACACGCCCCCGCCCAACACUUGAGAAGACUGAACCCAUCUGCUACAGGCUCGCUCUCAGACCCUCUCUGUCCCCAACCUCUUAUCUGUGUUAAACAUCUGUCUAUCAAGGUGUGUCCCCAGGACCCCCCCCCCCCACCGCCAAGUGGUGAGACAAGACAUCCUUCAGGUCUCGGACCCUCUGGUACUCCAGACUCAGCUCAUGCAUAACCAUGCUCAGACCUAUGUUGCCUGUCCAUAGGCUGAGCCCUUCCCACAUCAGAGCACAGAGGCUAUCUAAGACUAAGCAAGGGCCCGAGCCUGUGGUUUUCCACAGAAGUAGAUGACCCGCUUCCCACUUUGGAGGGAGUACUUCUUGGGAGAUCGCAUGGCUUAAUGCAUCUAGGUUUCAUAUGAGCCAUAUAAAUUCCUAGAGUAUAGAGCAUGUAGUGCCCUGAGGAGCUACUGUUCUUGUGAGCAGGCAGGACCAUAGGCCAGGCCAAGGUGAGCCAGCUAGCAACCAGUCUUCACUGGCUCCCCACAUAGAUAUGAUCAGUCACUCAUGGGGACCCCAGUGGUCUAGGCUGUGAAAGACUGGAACUUUUAAGUCCUUAGAAAACAAUAGGUAGAUGCUUAAAGAUCCUUAUCAUUCUAAAAAUUAUUUUACUUUCAUAUGUAUAUGUAACAGACCAUAGAGGCCAGAAAUAAGUAUUAGAUCUCCUAGAACUGAAGUUGGGCACAAACCUGGGUCCUCUGCAAAAGUAACAAGUACUUUUUUUAUUUUUAUUUUUUUGAUUUAUGUGUUUGUUUGUUAGUAUGUAUAUUGUGUUCUGCCAGAAGCAGGCACCAGAUCUCAUUACAGAUGGUUGUGAGCCACCAUGUGGUUGCUGGGAAUUGAACUCAGGACCUCUGGAAGAGCAGCCAGUAUUCUUCAUCUCUGAGUCAUCUCUCUAACCCCCAAUAGUAGCAAGCACUCUUAACGCUAAGCCACUGAGCUCUCUCUAGCCCUACUUAUAUUGAAAAAAGGGGGGGGGGGAGCAGUAUGUGAAGCGUUGCCUGACCUAGAACUUACCGUGUAGGCCAGUCUUGCCUUGAACCCACAAAAAUAUCACAACCUCUGGCUCCCCUGUCAUUUUUCAAGUGGGACUUUCCCUGACUAAACCUACUAGAUGGGAACAGCCCAGGAACCAAAUGUUUGCUCAGGACUCUGCACUAGAGAAUACCAAUGUGAGCGUGGGCCUGGGGAGACAGAACAGAACUACAGGGGCUUCAGCUCCUGGAGUCUAACUUCAGCCUGCCCUUCUUUGCUUUGUUUUGUUUUGUUUUUCGAGAAAGGGUUUCUCCGUAGGUUUGGAGCCUGUCCUGGAACUUGAUCUGUAGACCAGGCUGGCCUCGAACUCAAAGAGAUCCACCUGUCUCUGCCUCCCAAAGUGCUGGGAUUAAAGGCGUGCGCCACCACCGCCCAGCUGUCAGCCUGCCUUUCACUGACUUUACCUGACAAGGGGACACCCCCACACACAGAUGUCAGGAUCUGUGGAACUGGACUCUCAUGUGUUCUUGCUUUCUCAGCCCCACGGGAUCCUGAUUCCUCUUGUCCUUACACACCUAAGACACCAAGAUGGCAGCAGCUGGACUUCUGCCACUGCCAGCAGGACCUCAGGUCAAGGUGACCUUCGAGGAUGUGGCUGUUCUGCUGUCCCAGGAGGAGUGGGCCCGCCUGGGCCCUGCUCAGCGGGGCCUCUAUCGGAAUGUGAUGAUGGAGACUUACGGCAAUGUGGUCUCGCUAGGACUCCCAGGAUCCAAGCCUGUUGUGAUCUCCCAGCUGGAGCGAGGAGAAGAUCCAUGGGUCCUGGAUGGGCAGGACACUGAGCCGAGCCAGGGCCUGGGAAGUGGCUACUCCGAAUGGAAAACCAAGGAAGAAAACCAAAACACAAACUUGAACUUACAGCCAUUGAUCUCAGACGAAAAAGCGGUGAUUCUGGGGGAAACAUCGUUGAAGGAGGCUAAUGAAGAACAUUGCAAAACAGAGCAGAACAUCUGCCCAAAUGCAGCCCCUGUUGGCCCCCAUACCGCCCAGGUAUCAAGUCCUAGUGUCCCACUUGCUCGACACCAGGUGGCUCCUAGCGGAGAGAGACCCUAUAUAUGCAUCGAGUGUGGAAAAUGCUUUGGUCGGAGCUCUCACCUCCUCCAGCACCAGCGAAUACACACUGGUGAGAAGCCCUAUGUCUGCCAUGUGUGUGGGAAGGCCUUCAGCCAGAGCUCUGUCCUCAGCAAGCACAGGCGGAUCCACACCGGCGAAAAGCCCUACGAGUGCAACGAAUGCGGGAAAGCCUUUCGAGUGAGCUCGGACCUUGCCCAGCACCACAAGAUCCACACGGGAGAGAAGCCUCACGAGUGUCUAGAGUGUGGGAAGGCGUUCACUCAGCUCUCCCACCUCAUCCAGCACCAGCGGAUCCACACGGGGGAGAGGCCCUAUGUGUGCCCCUUGUGCGGGAAAGCCUUCAACCACAGUACUGUCCUACGGAGCCACCAGAGGGUGCACACCGGAGAGAAGCCUCAUGGGUGCAGCGAGUGUGGGAAGACGUUCAGCGUGAAGAGAACGCUGCUGCAGCACCAGCGGGUCCACACCGGCGAGAAACCCUACACGUGUAGUGAGUGUGGCAAGGCCUUCAGUGACCGCUCGGUGCUCAUCCAGCAUCACAACGUGCACACCGGGGAAAAGCCGUACGAGUGCAGUGAGUGCGGCAAGACCUUUAGCCACCGCUCCACCCUAAUGAACCACGAGAGGAUUCACACGGAGGAGAAGCCCUACGCGUGCUACGAGUGUGGGAAGGCCUUCGUUCAGCACUCGCACCUCAUCCAGCACCUCCGGGUCCACACCGGGGAGAAACCCUAUGUGUGCGGCGAAUGCGGGCACGCAUUCAGUGCGCGCAGGUCUCUGAUCCAGCACGAGAGAAUCCACACCGGCGAGAAGCCCUUUCAGUGCACAGAGUGUGGCAAAGCCUUCAGCCUGAAAGCAACUCUUAUCGUGCACCUGAGGACCCACACCGGCGAGAAGCCCUACGAGUGCAAUCGCUGCGGCAAGGCAUUCAGCCAGUACUCGGUGCUCAUCCAACACCAGCGGAUCCACACGGGAGAGAAACCCUACGAGUGUGGGGAGUGUGGGCGUGCCUUCAACCAGCACGGGCACCUGAUCCAGCACCAGAAAGUACACAAGAAGCUGUGACCCAUGGCGGUCAGAAGCCCAACUUAGAACCUGCUUUCCUCCCAGUUCUGGUAAAUCUGCAGGAUUUCCUUGGAGGCUCAAUGUCACAAUUCCUUUUCCUUCUAGAGAAAAACAUUCUACUGGUGUUACCUUUCUUUCCCUAACCAUCUUGAGGUUAUAGUGGAAAAUCCUAUAAUUGUGGAUAUUGGUAAAGUUAGCCAUAAUUCUGCCUUUGAUUAUUUGACAUGAAUCGGUUUAUUGAAGCAGCUGAGAAGACAGAGACUAUAUUGACAUUUCAAAUGGAGUUCCUUGUCUUACUAGCUUCAUGCCUUUCCUGAAUGCAUCUGGUCAUUCAAAUGUAUUUAAAUUUUCAAUUAACUUUUCUAUUGGGGGGGGGGGGAACUACUUUUAAAGGUCGCUGUGGAACCAUGGCUGUCCUGGAACUCUGUAGACCAGACUGACCUCAAACUCAGAGAUCCACCUGUCUCUGCCUCCCUACUGCUGGUGUUAAAGGCGUGUGCCAGCACCACCCAAGCUUAUUUUUGGUAUUUAUGAAACUAUGUGUAUAAAAUAUCAUUAAAAAAAAUUCUUGGCCCAGAGAGAUGACGGGUUCAGUAGAUAAAACCUGAUAACCUGAGUUUGCUUUCCAGAACCCACAAGGUGGGAGGAGAGAACCAACUCCCACAGGCUUCCAUGUGAGAUCCAAGCAAGAGUGUGAUGAUAUGCAUACACAUAGAUAAAACCAAUAUUUUAAAAUAUUCUUAUGAAAUAUUCUGAAAUGGCAGCUCUAAGUGUUUGGAAAAAGAAAAAGAUACAUUAGUAAGAAUUUAUGUAAACUGAAAGAAAUUGUUUGGUGUCUGUCUUAUCUGUCCUGGUAAAACACCAUAACCAAAGCAACUUAGCAAAGAAAGGGUUUAUUCACUUCCACAUCACAGGAAGUCAAAGCAGAAACUCCCAUACAGGCCAUGGAGUAACACUGCUUACUAGCUUGCUCCUCAUGGCUGCUUUCAUAAAGUUCAGGUAGGAUCCACUCACACACACCUGUUGGUCCUGUGGUAGUAGCAUCUAUUCAAGAGCUCUAACCCUGCCAUAUAGUGCCAAGCCUGGGUUUCUCUUCAGGAGCCCUUCAGCCCCAGGGCUUCUACAACUGAGGCAGCAUCUUCACUGGCCUCUCAGUGCCAAGCCUCAGCUUGAACCCACACAUGCCUUCAAAACCUGUGCCACACAUCACAGUUCAGUUACCUGCCUCAGGACCACAGCUUCUUUCUGGAUGCUAACCCUAAGUAGGCAAACACCUCCCAGGUUCCACCCUAAUGGUGCUGAUUACCGCUCACUCCUCACACCCCCGCCACACACACAGAGUUUCUGUGUAACCCUGGCUGUUCUGAACUCAUUGUUGACCAGGCCUGCCUGUUGGGAUUAAAGGCGUACACCAAUCUCUUAAUCACAACUGAUUAAAGCCCAGCUGAGCCAGAUUAUUCCAGCAAAGAUUCACUUUAAUGGUUUUAGUAUCUUGGCUAAAUUCCUCUCAGCUGAGCAGAACAGAUUCUUAACUGAAUUACCACCAGCAUGGUGGUAACAUGCCUCUAGUCCUAGCAAAGGCAGCCACAGCUACAUAGUGGAAUACUGUCUCAAAACAAAAGGCAUGGUGAUGCAUGUCUUUAGUCCCAGCACUCAAGAGGCAGCUAAGAUCUCUAUAGUUCAUAGCCAGGGCCAGAUAAACCCUUGUCUCAAAAAACCAAAAUAAAUACUGCCUCUAGUCUUUUGUUGUUUCUCAAAACUUCCUUCUGAAAAUACCAUCUGUACUACUACUAUUUUCUGAGUUCCCAUAAUAACUCAUGAAGCCCUGAAAACUCGGCCAUCUUCUAGCCCACAAUCCUUCCUCCCACCAAAAUGGUCGGUAUUGGCACAAAUUUGUCUUCUGGCUGUUGAUAUAAUACCAUGACCAGAAGCAACUUGAGGAUUAAUUGGGUUCGCAUCCACAUCACAGCCCACAUGUAAAUGGGUUCAAGCACAUGCUAAGGGAGAUGCUGCAUGACUUGCUCCAUGUUUUUCUUUUAUAACCCACAGCCACCUGCCCAGGCGUGGCCCUCCCACAUCAAUCAUUAAGAAAAUACCUAGUAGACUUCCUAUAGGCCAAGCACUAGAGGGGUUCUUUCAAUUCAGAGUCCCUCUUCCCAAAUGGCUCUAGCUUAUGUUGAGGGGGAAAAAAAGCGCCACAAAUUUAUUCAUCAGAUGGGAUAUCCUAAUGUCCCUAGUGAAAAUUCAACUCAUGGAGCUAGCAAGAUGGCUCAGUGGGUAAAGAUCCUUUGCCACCAAGCUUGACAACCUGAGUUCAAUCUCCAGAGAACACCUAGUCCUCUGACAUCCAGUCAGGCCCUGCCAUGUACCUGCACACUAAUAUACACAAUAGAAUGAGGGCCCACCUUAAUUCCAGGCCCAGCACGUCAUGUUCACAUGCCCUCUAGCAUGCCAUCUUCUGACCCACACUCAGGUCAUUUCCUUGUACCAAGGCGCUACAUGGCAGGGAUUCCCCCCACAAAAAAAAAAAAA